CCCACCAGGCACGAUGACCUGAAGGAGAUGCUGGACAGCAACAAGGAUUCCCUCAAGCUGGAGGCCAUGAAGAGGAUUGUGGCGAUGAUCGCCCGGGGAAAGAAUGCCUCAGACCUGUUUCCCGCUGUGGUGAAAAACGUGGCCUGUAAGAACAUAGAGGUAAAGAAGCUCGUGUACGUGUACCUGGUGCGCUACGCCGAGGAGCAGCAGGACCUGGCCCUGCUGUCCAUCUCCACCUUCCAGCGUGGCCUCAAGGACCCCAACCAGCUGAUUCGUGCCAGUGCCCUCCGGGUCCUCUCCAGCAUCCGCGUGCCCAUCAUAGUGCCCAUCAUGAUGCUGGCCAUCAAGGAAGCUGCCUCGGACAUGUCACCCUACGUGCGGAAGACGGCUGCCCACGCCAUCCCCAAACUGUACAGUCUGGAUUCUGACCAGAAGGACCAGCUGAUCGAGGUCAUCGAGAAGCUCCUGGCCGACAAGACCACGCUGGUGGCGGGCAGCGUGGUGAUGGCCUUCGAGGAGGUGUGCCCGGAGCGCAUCGACCUGAUCCACAAGAACUACCGGAAGCUCUGCAACCUGCUCAUCGACGUGGAGGAGUGGGGCCAGGUGGUCAUCAUCAGCAUGCUCACGCGCUACGCCCGCACGCAGUUCCUCAGCCCCACGCAGAACGAGUCCCUGCUGGAGGAGAACCCCGAGAAGGCCUUCUACGACCGGCUGCUGCUGCGCAACACGAAGCCGCUGCUGCAGAGCCGCAGCGCCGCCGUGGUCAUGGCCGUGGCGCAGCUCUACUUCCACCUGGCGCCCAAGGCCGAGGUGGGCGUCAUCGCCAAGGCGCUCGUGCGCCUGCUGCGCAGCCACAGUGAGGUGCAGUAUGUGGUGCUCCAGAAUGUGGCCACCAUGUCCAUCAAGCGCAGGGGUAUGUUCGAGCCCUACCUGAAGAGCUUCUACAUCAGGUCCACCGACCCCACCCAGAUCAAGAUCCUGAAGCUGGAAGUGUUGACCAACCUGGCCAAUGAGACCAACAUCCCUACGGUCCUGCGGGAAUUCCAGACCUACAUCCGCAGCAUGGACAAGGACUUCGUGGCAGCCACAAUCCAGGCCAUUGGACGCUGCGCCACGAACAUAGGCCGAGUCCGAGACACCUGCCUCAACGGCCUGGUGCAGCUCCUGUCCAACCGCGACGAGCUGGUGGUCGCAGAGUCAGUGGUCGUCAUUAAGAAGCUGCUGCAGAUGCAGCCGGCUCAGCACGGAGAGAUCAUCAAGCACCUGGCGAAGCUCACAGACAACAUCCAGGUGCCCAUGGCCCGAGCCAGCAUCCUGUGGCUCAUCGGCGAGUACUGCGAGCACGUCCCCAAGAUCGCACCCGACGUCCUGAGAAAAAUGGCCAAGUCCUUCACAGCCGAGGAGGACAUCGUCAAGCUGCAGGUCAUCAACCUGGCGGCCAAGCUCUACCUGACCAACUCCAAGCAGACCAAGCUGCUGACCCAGUACGUGCUGAGUCUGGCCAAGUACGACCAGAACUAUGACAUCCGCGACCGCGCCCGCUUCACCCGGCAGCUCAUUGUCCCCUCCGAGCAGGGCGGGGCCCUCAGCCGCCAUGCCAAGAAGCUCUUCCUGGCGCCCAAACCAGCCCCCGUCCUGGAGUCAUGCUUCAAAGACCGGGACCACUUCCAGCUGGGCUCCCUGUCCCACCUGCUCAAUGCCAAGGCCACGGGCUACCAGGAGCUCCCAGACUGGCCGGAGGAAGCCCCGGACCCAUCUGUGCGCAACGUGGAGGAGGAAGAUCUCUCCCUUAUUGAGACCCACGUGGGCCUGUUGGGCGAAUACACCGAGGUACCUGAGUGGACCAAGUGUUCAAAUCGUGAGAAGAGAAAGGAAAAAGAGAAACCCUUCUACUCGGACUCCGAGGGAGAGUCGGGCCCCACAGAGUCCGCGGACAGUGACCCCGAGUCCGAGAGCGAGUCGGAGAGUAAGAGCAGCAGCGAGAGCGGCUCCGGGGAGUCGAGCAGUGAGUCUGACAACGAAGACCAGGGUGAGGAAGAGAAGGGGAGGAGCAGUGAGAGCGAGCAGAGUGAGGAAGGUGAGAAAAGCAAGAGGAAGCGGAGGAAGGUGACAAAGGGGCAAGGAGGAGCCUCGUCCUCGGACGAGGGCAGCGAUUCCAGCAGCAGCUCGUCAGAGUCCGAGAUGUCCUCGGAGUCGGAGGAGGAACAGGUGGCACCUGCGUCCUGGAGGAAAAAGACACCGCCCAGCAGCAAAAGCACCCCUGCAGCCAAGGAGGUCUCCCUGCUGGACCUUGAGGACUUCACCCCUCCCAGCGUCCAGCCUGUCUCCCCCCCCACGGUUGUGUCCAGCAGUCUGGCUGCAGAUCUGGAGGGCCUGACGCUCACCGACUCCCCGCUGGUGCCCUCACUGCUGAGCCCGGUGUCCGGGGUCGGGAGGCAGGAGCUCCUGCACCGCGUGGCGGGCGAGGGGCUGGCUGUGGACUACGCCUUCAGCCGCCGACCUUUCCCCGGGGACCCCCACAUGGUGUCUCUGCACAUCCACUUCUCCAACAACUCUGAGGCUCCCAUCAAGGGCCUGCACGUGGGCACCUCCAAACUGCCUGCUGGCAUCAGCAUCCAGGAAUUUCCUGAAAUCGAGUCCUUGGCACCCGGAGAGUCUGCCACUGCUGUCAUGGGCAUUAACUUCUGUGACUCAACCCAGGCAGCCAACUUCCAGCUGUGCACCCAAACUCGACAGUUCUACGUCUCCAUUCAGCCACCUGUUGGGGAGCUGAUGGCCCCCGUGUUCAUGAGUGAGAAUGAAUUUAAGAAGGAACAGGGAAAGCUGACGGGCAUGAAUGAAAUCACAGAGAAGCUCACGCUGCCCGACAGCUGUCGGAGUGACCACACCGUGGUGCAGAAAGUCACCGCCACGGCCAACCUGGGCCGCGUCCCUUGUGGGACGUCUGAUGAGUACAGGUUUGCAGGGAGGACGCUGACCAGCGGGAGCCUGGUCCUGCUGACCCUGGACGCGCGGCCCACUGGACCCGCCCAGCUGACAGUCAACAGCGAGAAGAUGGUGAUCGGCACCAUGCUGGUGAAGGACGUGGUGCAGGCUCUGACCCAGUGACUCCACAUGCUCCGACCCCCACUUGUUUCUCCCUUGUGACACCUGGGCUGUUAGCACCCCCCCUUCUCUCUCUCAGAUUC
This is a messenger RNA of Miniopterus natalensis, 3188 nucleotides long. The record is from RefSeq and is a predicted model, not a curated record. NCBI's taxonomy places the organism in Eukaryota, Metazoa, Chordata, Mammalia, Chiroptera, Miniopteridae.